This is a messenger RNA of Colletotrichum chrysophilum, 513 nucleotides long. RefSeq lists its product as uncharacterized. The coding region runs from base 1 to 513 and encodes 170 amino acids. NCBI's taxonomy places the organism in Eukaryota, Fungi, Ascomycota, Sordariomycetes, Glomerellales, Glomerellaceae. The transcript is spliced from 5 exons. The record is from RefSeq and is a predicted model, not a curated record. Gene Ontology annotation, molecular function: calcium ion binding. Gene Ontology annotation, cellular component: cytoplasm.
AUGAUUAUCUACAAGGACAUCCUCACCGGAGACGAGAUCAUCUCGGACUCCUACGACCUCAAGGAGAUCGCUGGCACUGUCUACGAGGCUGACUGCGCCAUGAUCACUGAGGGCACUGUCAACGUCGACACCGGUGCCAACGCUUCCGCCGAGGAGGCUGACGAGGGUGUUGAGGACGCCGAGGUCAAGGUCAACAACAUCGUCCACUCUUUCCGUCUUCAGUCCACCCAGUUCGACAAGAAGAGCUACUUGACCUACCUCAAGGGCUACAUGAAGGCUGUCAAGACCGCCCUCCAGGAGAAGGGUGCCGAUGAGGCCAAGGUCAAGGAGUUCGAGACCGGCGCCUCCAAGUUCGUCAAGGAGACCCUCCUGCCUAACUUCAAGGACUUCGAGUUCUACACUGGCGAGUCCAUGAACCCCGACGGAAUGGUCGUCCUCCUGAACUACCGUGAGGAUGGUGUCACCCCCUACAUCAUCGUCUGGAAGCACGGUCUUGAGGAGAUGAAGGUUUAA